Messenger RNA from Menidia menidia (Atlantic silverside), 3498 nucleotides. The record is from the annotation of a GenBank genome assembly. Lineage: Eukaryota; Metazoa; Chordata; Actinopteri; Atheriniformes; Atherinopsidae.
GAGAAACAAAGUAGACAAAAAAUAUUUUUCUGCGUUUUUGUCGUUGGUUAUUUUGAUACUGGAAACCGGAACUAAUACAGACGUCACUGUACGGUUGUCUAAAAUGUUCGGCUAAGAAAGCGACCCUUGCAGGGCUAACAUUUUUAAGCUGAGAAAACGGCCAAUCGUUCACUUGGUCGACUUAUCAUAAUAGAAAGCCAACGCCUGCCGCGGAAGAUGUUUUAUUAUUAUCGGCUUUGAAUAAUAGGCAUUUGUUUUUUGUUGUUCUUGUUGGCAUUUGCUUUUCCCAUGGCUUUGGCCAUAAAGCCAACUCGUUAGCUGAGGUAGUAAAGUAAAAUAAAAAGAAUGGCAGGCCCGUUUCUCUGCUGUGUUGUGUAAGUCCAAUCAAAGGAGAUGGAUGACGAGCUGGAGAGCUUCAUCAGAGAGCGCAAGGUGCGUGUGGCUAAAGAUAAAGCCAGUUUAGAGCAAGACCCCCCUUAUAUGGAGAUGAAGUCAAAACCACGUAGAGCCCAUGGGACCACUGCUAAGGAGAAUAUCCCUCCCCAGUUCAUGACACAGGGAAAAGACGAAGGUUGCAUUGUGGGUCUGCCCCUUGGUGUGGAGUAUGAGAAGAAGAAGCAGAGGCUGCAGCAGGAGCUCCGUAUGGACUACAGGCGCUACAUGGCUCAGAAAAAACACUUUGACCCUGGAGAACCAGAAGCAUUAACCCUAUAUGCCAGCAGGAAAGCUAUAAAGCUGCUGCCUGAAGAGCAGGCUGGUGUUUUUCCCAAACACCGAUCGCCGUUGCAGAGAGACAUGGCGGCUGUAAUGGAGAACAGAGGGCUGCGCCUCGCUCGGGUUGGGAGCCCAUCUGUUGAGGAAGAUGAGGGGCCCUCCUCAGUGCUUCCUCGGCAUUGUGACCAGCAAGCUAAGCCAGGUGACCAGGAUUCAGAGGAGGUGGCGGCGGAGUGUUUCAGAGCUGAGCCGGAGCCAACAGACGGCAGAAGACGCAGGACGCUGGGAGCUGGAACCAACUUUGAUAGGAGCCAGACAACCAGAAAUAACGAGAGGGACAAGAGGGAGAUGCUGGUUGGUACUGGCAGAGAAGUAAGGAGAUCAACAGCUCUGUAUAAGAAUAAUAGUGCUGAGUUCAUCACAGGACUGCUGAUAGGGGCGGCUGACACGGAUGAGGCUUUGCAGAGGAGAAAGGAGCUCUACAGGCAGGAGCUGCAGGAGCAGAUAGCCGAGCAGCAUCGCAAUAAGAAGAGGGAGAAAGAUUUGGAGCUUAAAGUUGCUGCAACAGGAGCAAAUGACCCCGAGAAGCAGCCAGACCGGAUCAAGCAGUUUGGUUUGAGCAGAAGAAAGGGUCCUUCAGCCACAGGAGAGAGUAAUGAGAGUACUGGUAAUGAGAGGAGCAGCAUCAGAGAAAGGGAGAUGCCUCCUCCUGACCAACCACAUGUUGCCUUCCAGUCUCCCCUGCUGGAGUAUAGUUCUGCUCUUGGCCUGUCUCCCAACAUCCAGCCUCCUGCCCCCUCUUUCCCAAGUCCCAUGGACAUUCCCAGAAAUCCCUUGUUUGCUCCUCAUCCUCCUUCUACUCUAAGUGAAGCUUACAGAAGCCCUUGUGGAGAAUGUCAUCCGUACUACGGCACAAGAAACCCUAUCGACCCAAAUAUGGCUUACUACGGACAUUUGUCUGUUCCUGGUGCUGGAUUUCCCCUGUCGUACUGGGGUAUGCCACCAGCGGGAGCUGUGCCCAGCCAGUUUGGCCACCGCAGCCCACACGGCCAGCACAGUGUAUGCAGCUUCCCAGAGCGUCCAGUACAGCCCGGCAGCGAGACCACAGGUGUGGAUUCCAAAGGUGUGGGUUUCCCCCUAGAACAACCCCGUUCGACCAGGGACAGGAUUCUGAGCUACAGAGAAGCCCUCAAACAACAGAUCCAGGAACAACAGGAGCGCAGGCUUUUUGAGCAGGAGGAGAGGGAACGCUAUGAGGCCCGACUGGAGGCCGACAUGAAGAACCACCAGCCAUGGGGGAGAGGCGGAGGAGGAGCGCCGCUUAGGGACAGCACUGGAAAUCUCAUCGCGGACCUUAACCAGAUGCAUAAACUGAACGAGGAGGCCUAUAGCAACCCGGAGCAAUGGCAGAGGAGAGCAACCGCUGCCAUGAAGGCCCGCCGCGCUGGUAUUGCAGCAGAGACCUGCAACCACAAUUCCACUGACAGGAUCUCAAGCUUUACUCAUGUCAAAAGUCCACAGUUUGCCAGAGGCAACGUUUUUGCGAACCAGCCCACUGAGCAGCAGCUCCAGGAGCAGGACAAGUACAAAGCUUACCUCAAACAUCAGAUUGAGGAGAAAAUGAGGAAAAAGGCAGAGGAGAGGGAACGGACCAGGCUGGAGGAAGAGAAAGAGGAGAGGAGGCUGGCGGAGCAAAGGGCCCGCAUUCAGAGGGAGUACGAGGAGGAGCAAGAGAGGAAGAGAAGGAAAGAGAUGGAGCAAAAGGCCAAAAACGAGGAGCUCAUUCAGCUGGCUGAGCAGAGGAAGAAGGAGGCGGAGAGGAAGAAAAAGGAGGUGGAGGAGAAAGAGAGUGCAGCAUUGAGGAGGCAGUAUGAGGGAGAGAGGCAGGCCAGAGUGGAGGAGGUUCGCAGAGAGCCUUCACCUCCGAUCCCCACCCUGCAAAAGAAGCAGGGAUCACAGCAGUACACCCCCAGACCUCCCACUAUUGACAGCCAGCGGUCAGCUCUUCCGCUGUCUGAGCACUCUUUGUCCGGGCUUCAGUCUCCUCCCGUCCCAGCAUGUCGGAACCAGCUCAGAGCUGCCGGGGAGCAGCGUGACCUGUUUAGCGAGCUUUCGUCACUGCGCCAUCAGCUUCGCAGUGAACAAAAACGCCUGGAGAGCCGCCUACAACAGGGCGACUGGGAGGAGCUGGACUCCCCCAUCAGCCUUAGACAUCGGGAGCGCCCCCCUGUUGAUGUGUUUGACAUGGCCAGGCUCCGACUCCAGGCUCCGGUCCGAAGGCCGAGUUCCAGAAACACUGAGCCUAGAAACCUGCUGCGUAUCCACGACUUGCUUCAGCUUAAGCAUGCUGAUGCCGAGUGGAGGCUCGGCUCUGGUGACAGUAAUGCUGCAUCAGGUGGAGCCAGCAGGAGGAGUAGGGACUGCAGAGACUCGUGUCAGCAGUUUGUCAGUUGGAGAUCUACAGUCCAGGACGAUUAUGGCGACUUGUCCCCACCUCAACGAAAUGAUUAUCUGAGAAGUGCGAGUGGAGGAUCAGGAGGAAGCUUUCUACUCGAAUCGGAGAGCGCUUUUAUUGGUGAUCUAGAACUGAACCCCCUGGGCGAUGACUCUCCGCUGCUGCAUGCUCCAGAGCUGGAGAGGAUCUGUCAGCUGUCGGCGAGGGAGAGGAGGAGGUUGGCCAAACAGGAGCGAUCAACCAUUAGCCACCCUAUUGGUCAUCAUGAUGGCUACACCGCCCACUCAGGUGACCGGCUACGACACAACGUAGAACCGACCAAUGUCUGA